AUGCCUCUUCGCAAGCAGCUCUCAGCGCUUGCUAGACUGAGCAAUGCAAGAGCCUCAUCAUCUCUAAGAAGCGUCCUAUAUGUUGAUCGUGCUGUAAUCGUCCUCAACAAGCCUUCUGGCCUGGUCGCUCAAACCAGCUUGAAGCUCACUCAGCUUUUAAUAAUUCUUCCAGAUUUGCAACACGAAUAUGAUCUUAGUACGCCCCCGUAUCCUGUUCAUCGGCUCGAUAAGAACACUACAGGGGCCUUAGUCUUAGCGAAAACGACACAUGCUGCCCGUGAAUUAUCGCGACAGUUCAAAUCUCGUGCCGUGAUAAAGGAUUACCUGGCCCUCGUUCGUGGAGGUGAAAACAUGUUCACCAAGAAAGAAGGUGUGAUCACAAACCCCAUUCAAGUUGAUCGUGAUGGACGUGUGUCGGUGAGCACACAAGAUGGGAAACCAGCGCUGACUACUUGGGAACUCCUUGGAUCAUCUCCUCGAGUACCCCUUUCCUUGCUGAGAAUGCAGCUUCACACAGGGCUGAAGCAUCAGCUUCGUGUGCACACCGCAUCAGUGCUAAAGGCCCCCAUCCUGGGAGACACGCUUCAUGGGGCCGAGGCGAUUGCCCCGAAAGUUUCAUCAUUAGUGCCGGAAGAAUGCAUGUUCCUGCAUGCGUCAUCUGUGUCUUUAUUUCGAUAUCGACGAGAAGGACCGAGUAAGCGAUUCCGGUUGAAAGUUGUGGCGCCGUUACCUAUUAGUUUUAUCCGUGUCUGUCGUGAUGUGGGCAUUGAACUUGAGGAGGCCAUAAUUCAAGGAGGUGUUUACAUGGACGAUGUAAGGGUGGAGAGUGGAGAGGUGCAUACCAAGGAAGUGCGUAAUAGAAUAACAGGAUAUGAAUAG
Molecule: messenger RNA, 879 nt
Organism: Heterobasidion irregulare TC 32-1
Lineage: Eukaryota; Fungi; Basidiomycota; Agaricomycetes; Russulales; Bondarzewiaceae
Exons: 6
Coding region: 1-879 (292 amino acids)
Biological process (GO): pseudouridine synthesis
Molecular function (GO): RNA binding; pseudouridine synthase activity
Source: RefSeq, a predicted model, not a curated record